AUGUCUGAAGACGCUCAGAUGCACUUGGAGCGGCUACACCAUCAGUUAUGGACAGGAAAUUCUUCUGCCUUGAUUGUGUCACAUGUUCAAAAUGUCUAUUCUAAUUUGCUUUCUGAUCUAUUAGUUUCCCUGCUGACGCUGCAGUGCCAAGCCUUUAUCAUCAGAGAAAUCAUAGUGAAUGAACCGCUGACCCUCCCGUGUACCUGCCCUGGAAACUGUUCAGUGGUUCAGUGGACCCGCUUCAUUCCCAGCAAAGCCCUCAUUGCUGAAAUCCGGACGUGUCACAGUGAACAGCUAAGUCAGGAAAGAUUUGCAGUAUCAGGAGAUACCAGCAGAGGAAAUUUCUCCCUGACGAUCAGUUCAGUAGCCUACAAUGAUGCUGGCUCCUACAGGUGCAGCUGUAAUGGAACAUCCGUUACUGAAGUAAAACUGAAAGUUUUUGUUCCGACAGUCGUAAAGGCUUUCGAGGGGGAGAACGUCACCCUGCCGUGCUACGGAGACACUCAGAAAGACGUUAAAGAUGUAAAAUGGAAGAAAGCUGGACAAAAGGUUCUGCUGUACACUCAUGCAAACAGAUCAGUGACUACUGAUGAAGCAUCAGAAAGCAGAUUUCUGAUGUCAGUAGAAGGCUUUCUAGAUGGUGAUCUCUCUCUUCACAUCAGUUCAGUUCACCUGUCUGAUGCAGGAUUAUAUCGGUGUCUCAUCCGUGAUGAAUCUCAGGACGGAGAACCACGAGCUGUUUUACUGAAGGUAGAAGGUAAGUAUAUCCCUUAUUCUAAUGGUACUUAAAAACCUUGAAAACUGUUAAUCAUUACUAUGAGCUGAUUGAACAUUCCAGUGUAGUUUGAGUUUUUAAUUGAAAAUGCAGUCCCACUUUGUGCUGUUUGUACUGAUGUACUGUGUCUUCAGUCUCCAUGCAUGUCAGGUAGCAUGUGAAAAUCCAAACUGACACAUAAAUGCCUCUUACUGUUGACACUUCCACGGUUUCUCAGUCUACAGCUUUGAAAAUUUCCUAAUAAAUAAUCAAGUUAUUAUUAUUUUUUAAACAGGGCUACAACAAUUAACAACCACCAAGAGCAAUGAAGUUACAGUACUGCGUGUGCUGCUGGGAUUGAUCAUCUUUGUAGACAUCAUCAGACUGAUCGUUUGCAUUGUGAGAAGCAAAUCCAGCACUACAGGACAGCACUCUAGAUCUAGAUCUAGAUCAGGACCAGACGAGCUAGCCUUCACUCCCCAUGCGCAUCAGUGAGCCUUGGACGCUCAUGACCCUGUCGCUGGUUCACCGGUUGUCCUUCCUUGGACCACUUUUGGUAGGUACUAACCACUGCAUACUGAGAACACCCCCACAAGACCUGCUGUUUUGUAGAUGCUCUGACCCAGUCGUCUAGCCAUCACAAUUUGGCCCUUGUCAAAGUCUCUCAGAUCCGUAUGCUUGCCCAUUUUUCCUGCUUCCAACACAUCAACUUCGAGAACUGACUGUUCACUUGCUGCCUGAUAUAUCCCACCCCCUGACAGGUGCCGUUGUAACGAGAUAAUCAAUUUUAUUCACCUCUCGGUGGUUUUAAUGUUAUGGCUGAAUGGUGUGCUCUGUUGUUCUGUGUAUUUAUUGUCCUGCACUCGUCUCGCACUGUUUUGUAUUUGCACUUUAUGUAGUCUUAUGUAUUGUUACGUGUUGCACCACAGUCCUGGAGAAGUGACAUUUCGUUCCAGUGUAUACAAGCUAUAUAAAGAAAUGGUAAUAAAAACCCACUUGACUUGAACUGUUGUGUUUUUUUGUCCCCCUGCAAAAGUUUGAAUACCUCUGCUAUAAAAUAAUGCUUUAUGGAAUAAGAAUAUUCUUUAUUCUUCCAAACAUAAUACUUACGUUGUUACAAACUGAUUUAAAAAAAUAUCAUCA
Messenger RNA from Pangasianodon hypophthalmus (striped catfish), 1897 nucleotides. RefSeq lists its product as uncharacterized. The coding region runs from base 1 to 789 and encodes 262 amino acids. Gene Ontology annotation, cellular component: external side of plasma membrane. The record is from RefSeq and is a predicted model, not a curated record. NCBI's taxonomy places the organism in Eukaryota, Metazoa, Chordata, Actinopteri, Siluriformes, Pangasiidae. The transcript is spliced from 3 exons. Gene Ontology annotation, biological process: cellular response to lipopolysaccharide; positive regulation of T cell proliferation; negative regulation of T cell proliferation.